Molecule: messenger RNA, 747 nt
Organism: Iphiclides podalirius (scarce swallowtail)
Lineage: Eukaryota; Metazoa; Arthropoda; Insecta; Lepidoptera; Papilionidae
Source: the annotation of a GenBank genome assembly
AUGGUCCUGUUGAAUGAUGCCGCCAGAAAGGACAAGGAGGUCGGCUAUAAAGUAACUGCUAGUUUGGACGUGCAGGCCGUAUGGGGCGUUGACACCGACUUCCUUUUAAAAUUUGUACUACAUUCUCCAAAACUACUUGCCAAAGGAAAACUUGUGAAUGCAGAUUAUCUCCCUAUCAAAUCUUUUUGGGAUGGCUAUUAUAAUAGUAUAUUUUAUGCACAUUGGAAGAAUGGCCUCAUUGAAGAAGCAUAUUUGAACCUGGAAGAUAUCCCUGAUGUAUUGAAUUACCAAAAAUCUCUGAUAAGUUUGUUUCAGCUUCAAGUAAUUGAUGGCGAGCACAAUGAGACAGAUGUAUCGGGAGUAUGUGACAUUUUCUAUGAUUCAAUUUCAAUGAGAGUCAUUAGAAAAACUAAGAGACGGUGCCAUGUUCCUGAGGAAGAAAAUGAAGGUUCCUCUAGCGAGAUAGUGUCAUCUAAGAGACUCACACGCUACACCUUCAGUGAAACGUUGGAUGUGCUAGAAGAAAUACAUGGUGAAGAAGUACAUACUGCAGGUUAUCAAAACAUGGAUGCUGCUAUAAAAGCUCGUGUUUGGCUACGAUUGAAACAUGAGGGCACCCCUUCCACAACAACCACUGUCUACACAAAACUUGAUUCUGCACUUGCAGAACUACCAGCUAACUUCAAGCAAGUUUCUCUACCAAUGACAUUGCCCAAUGAGCCGUUAAAUGAUGAAGUUGUAAGUAUU